This is a messenger RNA of Gordionus sp. m RMFG-2023, 3638 nucleotides long. RefSeq lists its product as uncharacterized. Bases 184 to 2820 code for a protein of 878 amino acids. The record is from RefSeq and is a predicted model, not a curated record. Gene Ontology annotation, molecular function: oxidoreductase activity, acting on peroxide as acceptor; L-leucine binding. The transcript has 10 exons. Gene Ontology annotation, cellular component: nucleus. Gene Ontology annotation, biological process: negative regulation of TORC1 signaling; cellular response to leucine starvation; regulation of response to reactive oxygen species. NCBI's taxonomy places the organism in Eukaryota, Metazoa, Nematomorpha, Gordioida, Chordodea, Parachordodidae.
UCUAUAAUAUGAAUUCAUUCAUUUAAUUCCAGUGCAAUUUUGGAAACUCCUAUAAAUAUAAAAAAAAUCUCAAUGCUAAUUGUAUCUGAAGCUAUCAACUCAAAUUAGAUUGACAAAAAAAAAUUUCCCAUAUUUUUUGGAAUUCAAACAUCAAUAAAUAUAAUCAUAAUUGGCCAAGAAUAAAUGCCGAUUGACAUAUCGCCGCCAUCAGAGAAUUUUUUGGCUAGCGCUACCACCGAGCAAGCCGUUAGACAUUUAGCCUGGAAAAAUAAAAAUCUAUCCCCAUUAUCCGUAGACUUUGACUCCACCUUCAAUAAUAAUAAAACGAUUCAUAACCUUUACAACGGUCGGAAAGCUUUGUUGUAUCCUUCCCACACCGCGAGCAGGCAUCACAUCAUCCUAUCCUCAUCGUACUCGCCCAACGGCAGCAAAAAAUAUCACCACUCCGCUACGCACUUGCCGUCCAAAAACCACCCACAACUAAAAUCUCAUAACAAUGGGCGCGAUGAAGUCAGGCUACCUAGCUAUUUGUUGGAAAGGAAUCACCAAUACACGGAUCAUUACGCCGAUAAGAGGGGCACAAAGUGCUUGACGUCCAUCUUGUCUCACCAAAAAGGAGGUUCCUAUACCCCGGCUCCUGGCAUAGAAUCGUUUUAUUUCUCAUUACCACUCGAAUGUUGUCCGGCUAAGAAGCGACAUUUUGAAAUCACGAAAGUAUCCGGCGAGGAACCGGCUUUCUCCGAAUUCCAUGUCGGAAAGGACGAUCCCGAGCCUUUAUACGAAACCGACGGCAACAUACUGAUAAUGAACGACUCGCUGAGACACCUAGGCGACGCCGCCGAUACCUCGUUUCCCAGCAAUCCGCCUUUGGACUCCGACGUAGUCGUCAUCGCGGAAUCCGUCGCGACGAAUAACGACAACCCGACUAGUGCUGGCAUUGAUCGCAGCAAGGCGAAGCGCGGACCUCCCGAUGGGGCGAAGAAAGAGGAAGAGAAAGAAACUACAUUGGAAAAAGUGACUUAUCUGCUCUCACUUCACCCCAAAUACUUUCAAACCUUUUAUAAGGCUCAUACCUUUAUGCUCAAAGGCAACGGUCCGCUCAAAUACACGGAUCGGAAUUAUAUCGCUUUAAUAGCAGCUUCCCGUUUCAAAUGUUUCCAGCUGAUAGACAACCAAGCCCGGGAAUUUAUAGAGGGCGGAGGGGACCCAUCUUGGUUGCGGAACCUUAACAACGUGCCACUCAAGUUAAGGGCCUUACAAUCACUCAACAAACUCCUAGCUCAUCAACCAUGGCUCAUCGAUAAAACCCACAUUCAAAAAUUGACCAAGGGAGGAUCCGAAGGUAACUGGUCACUUUCGGAGCUCAUUUUCGCCAUCGCAAUUAUGACUCAUUUUCACUCUCUGUGCAGUUUGAUCCACGGCUGCGCCUGGCUUUACAAUCUCGAUAGCUAUAACAAAGUUUCUUCCAAUGAUCUCGACUCGGAACCACGUGAUCUGGGUUCAAACCCUAAUGGCCACCAGUGCAGUAACGGCGAAAAUGGGACCGAUAUCGAUAUCGAUGAAAAUAUUAUUGGGCGAGUUGAUGAUGGUAGCGACUUGAAUGGCAAAAUUUUGUUAGCGGAAGAAUGUAAAGAUAUCAGCGAAAAUGAUUGGAAAGCACGUGAUCAAGUCAAGAAUAUAAUUGAAAGAAGGGCUUCUGGAAAUCGUAUUGAUGUUGAGACAGAGACGAAUGACGGGACGGUCGACGCUCUGAUAGUUAAGAUGAAGAAGUUACACCAAAGCUUUAAUAGGGCGUCUCAAGAGGAAAUGGUUAAAAGAUACGAGAAAGUUGUUGAAUUGUCUUCGCUCGAGAACGAUUAUGCGCGUCAUUCUCCCAACCAUCCCACCUCAACCAAAGUACCUGGUCACAAAUCAUCAAAUCUCAAGCACGCUAAUGUGAAUACCGCUGUAAAACCGACUAAAAAGUAUUGCGCUACUGAUAAAUUUAACCCCGAUGCCAUUAGAAAUUUUGGUUAUCUUCUGGGCGAAGAAAUUAUAGGAGAGGACAACAGUAAUUAUUGCGAACGUUUUGUCGAAGAUCCUCAUUUUGGUUAUCAAGAUUUCGCCAAACGAGGGGAUUACCCGACUAGAACUCCCACUUUCAGAAUUCAAGAUUACACAUGGGAACAUCACGGGUUUUCCUUGGUCAGUCGACUAUGUUCCGAUUUGGGCCCUUUGUUGGACGAUAAAUUCAAAACUGCCUAUCAUCUUACUUAUUCGACAAUGGGCAAGGUUCAUAACGUCGACACCUCGAUGUUCCGACGCGCAAUAUGGAAUUAUAUCCACUGUAUGUACGGUAUCCGUCACGACGAUUACGAUUAUGGUUUGGUGAAUCAAUUGCUGGCACGAAAUCUUAAAAGAUUCGUCAAAACGCUGGCUUGCUUCCCCGAACGUCUAUUCGAUGUAGGCGAUUCCAUUACCCAAAACGGUGAACAAUUUUUGACCGAUAACAAAAAUACCAAAAAUGGUAGAAACUUAGGGAACGAUGUUCAAAAAAAUGGCACUAAAUGUGAUAAUAAUGAUAUUAGUCGUGCUCGUGAUAAGGAUCACGAACGUUGUGAUAAUAAAACAAAAAGAUCUUUAGGUGCCGGUAAAAAUAAUUCUAAAAGUAAUGAUACUAGUGGCAAUAAUGCCUUUAGUGACGUCACCGGUAGCAAAGACGAAUUCAUGAAGGAUUUUCAGGAAUCUGAAAAAGUUCACGUGAAUUUGAUGAUAGUCGAAGCUAAAAUUCAAGCUCAAAUGUUAUAUGCACUCAGGGCUAUUAUGCAAUAUAUGACAUGAAAUCAUUUAUCUUUUUUUCUUUGUUUUGCUGUUGCAGUUACUAAUUACUUAUUACUAUUUUUUUGUCCCCUCACAUUUAUAUUUAUGGAAAAUCAUUUAAAAUUUAUUAUAUAGUAUAAAAAUACAAAAUAUAUGCGUAUUUAAAUAUUAGAUUAGAUUACCCCAUAAAAAUUUUUAAUCUGAAUAUAUUCUAAUGUUGUAAAAAAAAAUUUUUUAUAAAGUUUAUAAUGUGAAAUUUUUAUUAGUUAUUAUAUAAAUACAUUAUAUUUAAGAGAAAUAAUCCUUAUCCCCUGACAGGAAAUCGCUUUUAGAUAUUUAAUUUAAAUAAACGCGUGAAUUUUUAGUAUUAUAAUUAAAUAAAUUUUAUUAUUCAAUAAUAUAAAUCAAAUAUUUUACUCUAAUAAUUUAUAAACCAAUACCAUUAGCAUAGAUAUAAGUGGAUGCAAGAUAUUUAGUCGAAAUACACUCCUUCCUAUCUUCAUCUGAAAAAAAAAUAAAGUUUUUUUUAUUUGUUCUUUUAUAAUGUGUAAAUAUACUCUCCAUAUGAUAUUAUUGCACAAACAUAUUUCUCUUUAAUUAUAUUUACCACUAAAAGAUUUUAAUGUCAUUAAAAAUGCUUAAUUUUGUACCCGUAGGGUGGUCUUAUUUUGCGUUUAUUCACAAUUCUCACUUUCCCUUUUUUUUAAACAAAAUGUUUACCAUUAUUUUUGAUCAUCUUUUAAUCUUUGCGAUAAUUUAAGAAAUUUUUUUUAUAUAAAGAAUAAUUUAACUUAAAACAUACAUAAUAAUAUAUAUAUGUAGUUAUUACUAUAAAGUAA